Molecule: messenger RNA, 3717 nt
Organism: Heterobilharzia americana
Lineage: Eukaryota; Metazoa; Platyhelminthes; Trematoda; Strigeidida; Schistosomatidae
Source: the annotation of a GenBank genome assembly
AUGAAAACAAGAGGUUCUGCUUACAAAUCUGAUUUCAAGAGAAUAUAUGUUUCAAAAAAAAUUGCAAGUGCCAGAAAUCUCCGUUCAGCAGGAGAAAAUAAUCCAAAACAAAGGAGAAUGAAGGGUGCCAGCAACCAUACUAAACGGAAACGAAUAUCUGAAACUUACAAGGCAACACAUCUAGUUGGUCGGAGGAAGGCAUCCAACUUUGUUACAUACACCCAAAAUGGGCGCCUUUUUUAUGAUAUUUAUGUUCGUGAAUCACCAUACCACAACAGUAAACUAAUGACUAUUCAAAAAGAAAGAGUCGACGGUGAUGAUGCUAAUGCCGGACAUCUUAGUAGUGUCAAACGGUGCACAAGGAGUGUUCGGGUAGGCAGAUCCAUUGAAAGUGGAGAGGAUUCUAGUCAAAAGAUGUCACUGAAGGCUGAAUCACAAAGUUUUCCUAAGAGAGCAGCCAAGACGCAAGGCUCUACUACCCAACCUUCUAGUCGUUUAAAACGAUCACGGGGGCGUAAAAAGAAAGGUCCUGGAAUUCAUGAAACACUGAAGCGAGAGUUAGGACCAAACUAUGCAAGUUCUAACCAAGUCCAUGGUAAACGUCUAGCUAGUCUUAAUGCAACUGCUAUCAUGGGGGCUUUUAAUUCUAAAUCUCCUCGCAAACCAUAUCGAAGAAGGAACAAGGAGUUAAAUACUCAGCUUCAGUCUGUCUUGGUAGUAAAUUGUCACCUUGAUGAAGUGGACGAUGCUGUUACAGAGCCUAUGUGCUCAGUCGUUGGUGAUGACUUAGUUAAUUGUGUAGAAACGACUGGUACUUUGAGUAUUGAAAAAGACAAUGUAUUUUCAACACAGAAUUGUCAAACUCCUACUCCAAAAAAAGGUUCUUUGGAGUCACCGUUCAAGAAUAUUUGCCAAAUGAAUCCAGCGAUAGAAAGCUUUCAUUCACAGCGCAUUAUACCACUCGGACAUGACACUUAUGGCGUCCAACAGAUUACGCACCAGGUUUUAGUUGUACCACCUCCGAAUGACACAUCUCAAAUCGUAUGUCAGCCCAAGUUACCAGGUCUUAGUACCCCGAUAGUUCGUGCGCAAGCAGAAAGUCCGGCUUCCUUCCCCAGGUCACCUUAUCCAAAAUCAAAUGACUGCCAUUUUAAUGAAAGCUUGUUGCAACAAAAAACUAGUCAGAUCAUGUAUGGUCCGGUAUGUCCUUCUUUCUUGCCGCAAAGCUUAAACUCGUGGAGCUCUGGCCUACCGUGUAUCACAAAUUCAAACAUGACAUCAUCAUUUAUCACUUGUUCACCUCCCAAUAUUAUUUUUCCGCAUAUUUCCUCACCAUUUGUUGUUCCUAAUCCUAAUGUUACACCUCAAGUUGCGUAUCCUCUCAUCCUCCAACCAAUCUCGAAUAUGCCUACAUCUUAUGUGAGUUCUGGGUUUCCUUACAGCUUUGUUCCCCCUAUUUUAUUGCCAACAUCAUGGGCCCAACCUGGCGUAAUUCCAGAUCAGUCGUUUAGUAAUCCUGUUAGCAGUAAUGGUGACUUUAUUAGUCCAAUGAUGAUUGCACCUGCACAGAUGGUCCCCAUUAAUCAGACACAGUAUUAUCAAAUCGCAGGUAAUCCUUGUACCAACUGGUUGUCUCAGGGAGGAUUUUAUUCAACAUUAAGUAAACCAGCAGUUGUUACAAAUGUGUGUUGUAACUCGGAUCAGUUAGUCAUAGGGCAGGACAAGAAAUCUUUGGUUGGAAACCAAUCUGUUUGCCCGGACGACUCAUCAACACGUGACUCUUUUUCUCAAUCAGUAACCGGUUAUCCUAUCAUCUCUUGCCAAACACCGGUUGCUAACAGUCAGGAAACGAAUGUCAUCAUGAUUGCGUCUUCAAAUACAUCUAGCCUUCAGACACAAAGUGGGGAGUUUUUAGUGAAUCCUGGUCCAGUUGAAACUCGACAUGCACAUGAAAAUGUAACGAAGGAAGUAAACCCUGACAUCGUGCACUUAGAUAAUGAAAAAGGUGCCUGGAUAUGGGAAGGAAAAUCGUUCGUCAAGCCUAUUUUCUACCAGUCCGAUUCACCUCCAGUACUCUGCAAGUGUUACCCUGCAAUCCGACACCGACGAGAUGGUAUGGUGAUUCGUGCGAAGGAUAGUGUUUUGUUAUGUAGUGGUCCCAGUCGAAGUCAUCCACCACAUGUUGCAAAAAUUGUUGCUUUGUAUCAUGAUAAAAAUACAGAUACAAAAAUGAUGUCCCUUCUUUGGUAUUAUCGUCCUGAACAUACAAAUAGUACAGCACAAAAUUUUGUAAAAAAUGAACUUUAUGCAAGCAGACAUCGUGAUACUAACCCACUUGAUUGUAUAGAAGAUAAAGCCUUUGUACUUUCAGUGAAUGCAUAUUCUCGUUAUAUGGCAAAACUUAAACGUCAACAGAUGGGUUAUCGGAAGAUGCCGCUUAGCUCUAUUGUACCUCAGUUUGGCAGUUGUAGUUUGCACGGUAACAAAAGUCCAGAGGACAAUUUGUACAUGGAUAAAUAUCCACUCUCUGAAUGUGACGAAUGCUUUAAUAGCACUAAUAGUCAAAGUGUUUUCUUCUGUCGUGGUUUGUAUGAUUAUAAACUGAAACGUGUAACUCGAUAUCCUGUGUUUGCAAAUCAGUAUUUAUUGUCUCAUUCGGCUAAUCGACAAAAAUCUAAUGGACAGUCCUUUACAACACCACAAAAACAGUCAACAGAGCAAAACAAUGUAACAUCAUUAAAUGAAGAUUGCUGUUCAGGUACAACUACACCUUCAAAGCAAGAUGCUAGUCCUGGAAUUCUUAAUACUAUCGAACCGGUGACUCCUUUACGUGAUAAUGUACCCUUUAAAGUGUUUUCUACCCCUACAACUUCUACCACUGAGAAUGUCAAUAACAUGACAAUAUUACAAUCUGAUUCGUGUGAAAUUGAUUGUGAAAAUCUACAUAAUUCAUAUAUGGUUGAACAGUGUGAACCUAUAACUUAUGAUAAUGAUAAAGGUAGAACAUCAACUCCUGUAAAAGAAAGUAGUGAUCAACGUAAAUCUCCUGUUAAAGAAAGUUUAAAAUUUGUUGAAAAAUCAUCUGAGAAAUUGAUCACUACGAUGAAUUCAAGUAAUGAACCAUCUAAUAAAUUGCCUAUGAUCAAUUCUUCUGUUAACAUUUCUCAAACAAAUAUUUCUGUUCCAGUAGAUUGUAUAACUUCUUCUUCAAAUUUACAGCUUCAAUUCAGUACAUAUUCAGUUUCAGAAAAUAAACUCUAUGAAGUGACAAAAGAUUCUAAUGUACAUCUGUUACCUGGAAUUAAUCAUUCAUCUUCAGUGUACAACAAACUUCCAUAUGAAAAUAAACUAGUCAACCAAUUAGUUUGUCAAUCAAAUUUUUUACCUAUUCAAUCAAUAUGGCCAACAACUAGUACUUCUUUAACAAAUUAUGAUCGAUCUAUUCUUGAAACAAGCGCUGAUUUAUCUGUUAACUGGGGUGAACAUGGUGAACAGAUUGCCUUAUCAUUAGACUGUCGGGUUAAAGAGAAAGAUAUUCAUAAUCAUAAUUGUAAUGACCAGACAACAUCUCAUUUUAUUCAUUCUGAACCGUUAACAACUUCUACACAAUCUUUUAUAGACAUGACAAAAUUACCUGUGCAUUCUAAUACAAUAGAUUAUUCUACGCUGAAAUCUAAGUGUCUUGAUCAAGAUCAACCACGUUUAGUGAUCCUAUGA